Messenger RNA from Amphibalanus amphitrite, 601 nucleotides. RefSeq names its product endocuticle structural glycoprotein SgAbd-4-like. The transcript has 3 exons. Gene Ontology annotation, molecular function: structural constituent of chitin-based larval cuticle. Lineage: Eukaryota; Metazoa; Arthropoda; Thecostraca; Balanomorpha; Balanidae. Gene Ontology annotation, cellular component: chitin-based extracellular matrix. Bases 85 to 390 code for a protein of 101 amino acids. The record is from RefSeq and is a predicted model, not a curated record.
AAGACCGCCGCCGUAUCUCUGCAGCAUCAUAGCUUGCUGGUUCUCGUUGGGACAGCACUCGUGUCAACUCCCUCCUCUCUCGCCAUGAAGCUGGUCAUUGUUCUCUGUCUGGCGGCCCUGGCCUGUGCCCAGUCGGACAAGGAGGCUCAGAUUCUCAGCCAGGAUUUCCAGAUCAACGAGGAUGGCUCCUACGAUGCGGCAUACGAGACUUCCAACGGCAUUCGAGCUGACGAAAACGGCAUCUCCUACCCUGGCAACGAGCCCGAGUCUGGCAACUACGUGAGGACCGGCAGCUACAGCUACGAGUGGGAGGGCGUCACCUACACCGUCACCUGGCAGGCUGACGAGAACGGCUACUUUGCCGAGGGAGACCACAUCCCCAAGAAAUAGAAACUCGGACUAGGAAAAGGACAUCAUUCUCUCUCACUCCACCGCAUGUGUCUGUUCCUGCUGUAUCUAAUGGGGAAGCCCAUGCCGUCAUCGAAUACGUUUCAUCUGUGUGCUUUCGUCAUCAGUGAAGAACAAUUCUGCCUGUUGUGUCGUGGCUUUUGUCAUCCGCUUUAAGUGUGUCAAGAAAUACAUGAGCCAAGAAAGAUGCAAA